AUGGGCAGCGUAAAGCCUGUUCCUAUCCCAGGCCCCAAGGGCGUUCCAUUUCUUGGAAAUGUCUACGAUAUUGACCAAGAGAUGCCAGUCCGAAGUUUUGAGUUGAUGGCAGAUCAAUAUGGCCCGAUCUACCGACUGACAACUUUUGGCUUGUCGAGAGUAGUCGUUUUUACUCAAGAACUCGUCGACGAAGUAUGCAAUGAGGAGCGAUUCGCUAAAUCGGUGGAUGGGGGUUUGGGCCAACUUCGGAAUCUCCUCCACGAUGGUUUAUUCACGGCUCGGUACCCCGGCGAGGAGAACUGGGCGCUUGCGCACCGUGUCCUUAUUCCUGCUUUUGGGCCCCUGUCUAUCAGAGGCAUGUUCGAUGAGAUGCAAGAUAUAGCCAACCAGCUCGUCAUGAAAUGGGCUCGACAGGGACCUGAGACUCCUAUUGUGGUCACAGAAGAUUUCACCCGCCUGACUCUUGACUCCAUCGCCCUCUGCGCUAUGGGAACCCGCUUCAACUCCUUCUACCACGAUAGCAUGCACCCCUUCGUCGAGGCGAUGGUUGGUGGGAUGCAGGUAGCUAGCUAUAGGGCACAGCGCCCAUCGUUCUUGAACCAACUGCCCACAAGCGAAAAUAAUGCUUUCUGGAACGAUAUUUCUUAUAUGAGAAACUUAGCGAAGGAGUUGACCGAAGAUAGGAGAAAGCAUCCAUCAGACAAGAAGGACCUGCUCAACGCUCUCAUCCUUGGCCGAGACCCUCAGUCAGGGAAGGGCCUCAGUGAUGAGUCGAUCAUUGACAACAUGAUCACCUUUUUGAUUGCAGGCCACGAAACCACUUCUGGAAUGCUGUCGUUCGUUUUCUACUAUCUACUAAAAAACGCACAUGCGUAUAAAAAGGCACAGGAAGAAGUCGACAGGGUGAUUGGCCGACGGAAGAUCACCGUGGAUGAUCUCUCCAAGUUGCCGUAUAUCAAUGCAGUCAUGCGAGAGGCGCUACGCCUCAACCCGCCAGCGAGUGUCAUGAGAGUCCAUGCGCAUCCGACUAAGAACAAAGAAGACCCUGUGACCUUGGGUAAUGGAAGAUAUGUUCUGAACAAGGACGAGCCAAUCACGGUUCUCCUCCCGAAAUUACACCGUGAUCCCAAGGUCUACGGUGCGGAUGCCGAGGAGUUCAAGCCGGAGAGGAUGCUAGAUGAAAAUUUCAACAGUCUCCCUCGAAAUUCCUGGAAGCCCUUUGGGAAUGGCAUGCGAGGCUGUAUUGGGCGGCCAUUUGCCUGGCAAGAAGGCUUACUGGCUAUUGCUUUGCUGUUGCAGAAUUUCAACUUCCAGCUGGAUGAUCCAAGCUAUGACCUGCGCAUCAAACAGACACUCACCAUCAAGCCAAAGGACUUCAAGAUGAGAGCAACUCUCAGGCAUGGGUUGGACCCAAUAACUUUGGAGCCUGCUCUGAACAGUGGUUCUGUGCCUCGUGAAUCUUCCACGGUAGCUAGCAGGGAACGUAAGAAGGAUGCAGCCCUUUCCGAGGGAGACAUGAAGCCGAUGCACAUAUUCUUUGGCAGUAAUACUGGAACCUGCGAGGCUUUGGCUCGGAGACUGGCAGAUGAUGCUGUCGCAUGGGGAUUUAGUGCCAAAGUCAAUUCGCUAGAUUCCGCCACUGAGAAUGUUCCGAAAGGGGAUCCGGUGGUUUUCAUUGCUGCAUCUUACGAAGGUCAACCGGCUGAUAAUGCGGCUCAUUUUUUCGAGUGGCUUAGCGCAGCAAAGGAUAAUGAACUCGAAGGGAUAAAUUAUGCCGUAUUCGGUUGUGGACAUCACGAUUGGACAGCCACAUUUUACCGGAUCCCCAAGGCUAUUAACGAGCUGGUGAAAGAGCAUGGUGGGAAUCGCUUGUGUGAUAUUGGAUUAGUUGAUACCGCCAUUGCAGACAUGUUCACUGAUUUCGAUAACUGGAGUGAGUCGGCAUUAUGGCCUGCCAUAAGCUCGAAAUUUGGCUCCAAAAGUCAGGGCCAGGCUGGUAAAAAAGCCAGUUCAGGCCUACAAGUCGAACUCAGCUCAGAAAAGCGAGUGACUACCUUGGGCCUUCAGUUGCAGGAAGGAUAUGUGAUCGAGAACAAGCUCCUAACAGCACCCGACGUUUCAGCGAAACGACUGGUGAGAAUCAAGCUUCCAAGCGAUAUGACCUACCAGUGCGGUGAUUACCUUGCUGUGCUUCCCGUGAACCCAACUAGCAUCGUCCGUCGAGCAAUGCGUCGGUUCAAACUGCCUUGGGAUGCCUUUUUGACUGUUCGCAAGUCAUCCCAGACCCAAAAUGGACCGUCAGCCAUUCCCACUGACACCCCCAUUUCCGCCUUCGCACUCUUCUCCUCCUACGUUGAACUAUCCCAGCCCGCGUCCAAACGAGACCUGACUGCCCUGGCAGAUGCAGCCGUGGCCGACGAAGAAUCCCAGGCCGAGCUGCGAUACAUGGCCAACAGUCCUAGCCGCUUCAAUGAGGAGGUCGUCACAAAACACCUCAGCUUGCUGGACAUCUUGGAUCGUUAUCCUUCUAUCGGUCUACCGCUCGGCGACUUCCUAGCUAUGCUCCCGCCCAUGCGAGUACGCCAGUACUCUAUAUCAUCCUCACCCCUUACGGACCCGACAGAAUGCUCUAUUACAGUGUCCGUGCUCAACGCACCCUCUCUCUCCGGCACAGACGAGCCGUACAUGGGCGUAGCUUCUACAUACCUUUCCAUUCUCCAACCUGACGAACGCAUUCACAUCGCCGUCCGCCCGUCCCACUCCGGCUUCAAACCUCCCGCAGACCUCAAUACGCCAAUGAUAAUGGCCUGCGCAGGAAGCGGCUUAGGGCCUUUCCGCGGAUUUGUCAUGGACCGGGCAGAAAAGAUUCUCAGCCGAAGCGACUCUAUCACUGAAAAGCCCGCCCCGGCUAUCCUCUACGUCGGCUGUCGCACCAAAGGGAAGGAUGACAUUCACGCAGAAGAGCUCGCUGAAUGGUCUCGCCAGGGCAUCGUCGACGUCAGGUGGGCAUACAGCCGGCCCUCUGACGGCUCCGUUGCCCAGCACAUUCAGGACCGGAUUACAAGUGAUCGCGACGAAGUGGUCUCACUUUUUGAGCAAGGCGCUAGGAUCUAUGUGUGUGGAAGUGCGGAGGUAGGCAAAGCGGUGCGCCAAGCGUUUAAGAACAUUUACGUCGAUGUGAAACAGGAGCGUCGUCGGGUAGCGUUGGAGACGAAGCAGGAAGAAGUCCCGUCUGAAGUGAAUGACGAGGAUGUUGAGAAGUUCUUCGAUGAUCUCAAGGCAGGCAUGCGUUAUGCGACGGACGUGUUUACUUAG
Molecule: messenger RNA, 3315 nt
Organism: Aspergillus welwitschiae
Lineage: Eukaryota; Fungi; Ascomycota; Eurotiomycetes; Eurotiales; Aspergillaceae
Product: bifunctional cytochrome P450/NADPH--P450 reductase
Exons: 5
Coding region: 1-3315 (1104 amino acids)
Cellular component (GO): cytosol
Molecular function (GO): flavin adenine dinucleotide binding; aromatase activity; heme binding
Source: RefSeq, a predicted model, not a curated record